AUGGCGGUAUCGAACACAAUUGGCAGCAACGUAUUCGAUGUCCUGAUUGGCCUGGCGUUCCCAUGGUUCCUCAAAACUGCCAUGAUACAUGCAGGAUCUAUGGUACACAUCAACAGCAACGGCCUGGUGUUUGCAGUAGUGCUGCUAUUCCUCACUGUUAUAGUUACGAUAGCAGCUAUACACUUUGUAGGAUGGGUGCUCAACAAGAAACUAGGGAUUAUCUGCAUCUGCGUUUACUGUCUUUUUCUCACCUUUGCCAUAAUGAUAGAAUUCAACGUUUUUGGUUACGUCAACCCGCCGACGUGCACAGAAUGAUAAACACAGAAGUGACUUUCCACAACAGCCAGAAGAACUGCACCGAUGUCUGGACCGUUUUGUACAUUC
Messenger RNA from Lingula anatina, 384 nucleotides. RefSeq names its product sodium/potassium/calcium exchanger 3. Lineage: Eukaryota; Metazoa; Brachiopoda; Lingulata; Lingulida; Lingulidae. Gene Ontology annotation, cellular component: plasma membrane. Gene Ontology annotation, molecular function: calcium channel activity; calcium, potassium:sodium antiporter activity. The record is from RefSeq and is a predicted model, not a curated record. Gene Ontology annotation, biological process: calcium ion transmembrane transport; intracellular calcium ion homeostasis.